This is a messenger RNA of Coprinopsis cinerea okayama7#130, 1290 nucleotides long. RefSeq lists its product as hypothetical. Bases 1 to 1290 code for a protein of 429 amino acids. The record is from RefSeq and is a predicted model, not a curated record. Lineage: Eukaryota; Fungi; Basidiomycota; Agaricomycetes; Agaricales; Psathyrellaceae. The transcript is spliced from 8 exons.
AUGUCGACCACAAGUUUGUUGUCGCAACGUCCAACGGACUCGGUACAUCGCUCUGGAUAUUCCUAUGAGCCUCACGACUACCGGGUUGUAUUGACCGGAGGGCUUCCCUCGACUGGUAUGCCUGCAACAGGAACCUUCGUUAAACAGUCAAGGAAUGGCAACGCUUCUCUGCGACUGUUCGCACAGGCAGGGGAUGCGGACCUGCCUGUCUACGACGCUGCGGGCCCUGUGGAAGGGCUCGUGGAGUUGUCGAGGACAGAGAAUGUGUCGAGGGUCGAAGUGAAGGUUGAAGGACUUUUGAGGCUCAGAGAGAUUGCGGAAGGCGGCCAUUCCACGGUUCGCCUUUGCCUCGACACUCGAGUCCUUUAUGUCAAAGAUCGAUUGAACAGUUCAUGUCCCAGCACGUUGAAGUUCUCUCUUCAUCUUCCUCCUACAUUCACCUUCGAAGAGGUUAACUAUGACUUGCCUCCGACAUUCAGUGUCAAACUUAGUGGACUCCCGGGGUUCACCGCCAAUAUUGAUUAUUCCGUCAGUGCUAUCGUAAACAAACCGAAUGCAUCUAGUCCUGUUACAUCGAAGGCCAUGGGACUUUUUGCUGGCACUAUAAAUAUAACCACCCCAUUCCUUUACUUUCCCCGAACUAGGCCACCCUCCCCUCUACCACCACCCCUGUCGACGGACUCCUUUGGGUUUACCUCGUCUAUCGAAUGGAACGUCUUUGAGUCAGUGAUAUCCUCCAGGAGAAUAGGGAUGCAGGACAUCAUGGCAAAGCUCUACAUCCCGGCAACGCGAACAUACUGCCUCUCCCAAAGAAUCCCUGUUCAUGUGCUGUUGUCGUCGAGUCCAAUCUCACUUUCCGCAUUUCUCCCGAUGAGUCCCACUGCAGUCACCCUGGGACAACCAAAGCCAACACGACUACAAGUCAUGAGGCAAUCAACCGUAGACGUCAGAAACGUCGUCCGGUCGGAAGCAAAGCGUGAAAUGUGGAGAGUAGACUGUAUUGGAGAGGCUAGCUUCAGAGUAGCGGCCGAUGCACCCAAUUGGAUCGCGUACAGCGGGGAAAUUCAAUUCAGUAGUUUGGUGCGGGCGACUGCUUUCAGGGCCGCAGGAUUAAGUGUCAAGGACUGUCUGUUGUUCACCAUGAAUCCGCCAGAUCCUCUCAAGUCCCCGUUCAAUGAUCUACGCCAAGUGAUUGGCAUACGCUUGACCACCGACCCGUGGGCGCCCGGGCAACAGGGAACUGGUCCAGUGGCCAGGCCAUCUUCUCUGCACUCGUCGUUCUCCUUAUAA